AUGGAUACAUACAAGAAGGUUAUGAUUGUGGUGAUGUUGUUAGCCAUUAGUAAUAAUAUCAUGUUUGCUAAUGGUAUGACUAUUUGUAAUAUGACAGGAGAAGAGAGAAAACAAUGUGAGCCAUAUGUAAGUGGCAUCAUUAAUAUUAAUUAUAAAAUUCCUAGUCAUGCUUGUUGCUCUGCUACUGCCAAAGCUGAUCUUCAAUGUCUCUGUCGUUACAAGGAUUCAAGGUUGCUUUCUUUCUAUGGUAUUGAUCCUAGAAAAGCCUUAAAACUCCCUGUUAAUUGUAAGCUUGUCAACAACUUCCACUGCAAGUGA
This is a messenger RNA of Trifolium pratense (red clover), 318 nucleotides long. Its product is annotated as putative lipid-transfer protein DIR1. Gene Ontology annotation, biological process: systemic acquired resistance. Bases 1 to 318 code for a protein of 105 amino acids. The record is from RefSeq and is a predicted model, not a curated record. The transcript has a single exon. Gene Ontology annotation, molecular function: fatty acid binding. Lineage: Eukaryota; Viridiplantae; Streptophyta; Magnoliopsida; Fabales; Fabaceae.